AUGUCUUCUCAUUACACUCCUGUGGGCUACUCCAUGCCUCUUCCCGUUCCCUCUAAGGGCUCCCAGUACCCCACCUACAGCCAGUAUUCCGUCUCGCCUCCGGAAUGUGAUGACUCGGUUAGCUCCGCCUCGGGCAUCCCCUCCUACAGCAAUGGUGGAUACUCGGCUACCUCGUCCGGGUACCAAUAUUCUGGCGGAUACGGCGAAUAUGAAAGCACUCGCUCUGCUAGCGGCGUUGACUUCCAGGAGUACAUGCAAGACCGCUUUGCCAACUCUUUUGACCCAAUCCCUCUUGACCGCAGUAUGGCCAUGCAAGCACAGACAUCUGGUAAAAUGAAUGCCAAGCACCGCGAGCUUAUGGAGCUCCAGAAGAAGGCGCAGGCUCGUCUUGCGAAGACUCGUGAGCGCUUCCAGGAGGGUAUGCGAGAUGCCCAUGAGGUGCGCAGUGAUCUUGAGUGGACACAAAAGAAAGUUGGCGAGUAUUUCACGCUUGUCUUGCCACCCUCAAUCCUGACCUGCAUGAACGAGUUGUUCAUGCAAGGGGAGCGUGAGGUGACGUUGAAAUCAGGGGCACUAAGCGCGGCAAUUGAGCCGCCUGGCGCGCAGUGUCUUGCUGCUUUUAACAAAGCGACAGGGUACUUCUGUGAGGUGCCAGGGGAUAGCGUCAGCGGGUUUGCAGCAAGACAUGAUGUGUCGGAACCGAUUGCUGCAUGA
This is a messenger RNA of Fusarium redolens, 714 nucleotides long. RefSeq lists its product as uncharacterized. Gene Ontology annotation, biological process: regulation of protein localization; endosome organization. The record is from RefSeq and is a predicted model, not a curated record. Gene Ontology annotation, cellular component: BLOC-1 complex; endosome. Lineage: Eukaryota; Fungi; Ascomycota; Sordariomycetes; Hypocreales; Nectriaceae. The coding region runs from base 1 to 714 and encodes 237 amino acids. The transcript is spliced from 4 exons.